Messenger RNA from Nezara viridula (southern green stink bug), 3720 nucleotides. The record is from the annotation of a GenBank genome assembly. Lineage: Eukaryota; Metazoa; Arthropoda; Insecta; Hemiptera; Pentatomidae.
CAGACUUACCAACUGCUUCUGAAACAGUUACAUCUGCCAAGGAAGAUGUUACGAUUUCCCCAGAAAGUUUCGGUGUCGAGACAUCGCCCAAACUCAUCACCCCAUCACCUUACUCUGAUUUACCAUCUAACAUAGAACAGGUUAAGGAAAAUGUGAUGGAUCCCACGUUGAAGAUAGAUAACUCCCAUGGUCCAUUUUUCCAUCCUAGUGGUAGUCCAUACCCUUCUUAUGAUCAAUCAGUCGGGAACAAUGUACCCUCUGAUUCUUCUCUACCACCUCCAAUGGAAUUCGCUUCAGCUCAGCAUACUUCUAAUUUUUAUAAAGAUAAUGUAGAACCUGUUGCUUCUGCUGGAUCUCUCCCUAGUGAAAUACCAGGGUCUGUUCCAUCUCCAGAUGUUUCAAACAAUUAUGCCAGCAGUAAUAACGUCUAUAAUCAUGAUGGUAAUAUUAAUUCUGAAUCAUUGUUAAAUGAGAACCUUAUAAAUCCUGUGGUAGAGAAACCCAUCGAUUCAGUGGUAGGAGGUGUGGUUAGUUCUGAUUCAGAACCAUCUGUUGUCAAUCCGGAUCUUCCGAAUCAACCUUAUCAUGAAGAGGUUACUUCUGAAACUUUGCCUGUUGAUAAUUCGGUAAAAGAAGGCAAUGACAGAGAAGAUAACUCUGAAUUUCAGCCUCAAUCUGAUGAGUUGAAUGAUGUAAUUCAAGAAGGCGAUGGAUGGUUCUCCAGUAUUUCUUCCAUUAUGGGCAGCUUCACGGAAAUGUUUACAAAAUCUGAAAUUGGAGUCGACAGAGAAGAUGUUACAACAGCUUCUGAUGAUCUUGUUACCUCUUUCGAAAAAAGUGGUGACCAGCAAAGUGAUGAUGAGAGGAAGUAUUGCCUCAAAGAGUCGUGCCGUCAACAAAUAAAAGAUGAUACAGUAGAUGACAGUGAAAACAAAGGCAGUGAAUAUAUUUCUGCGAUGUUUGGUAGUUUCUCAGAAACUCAGAUAAGUUUCUCUACACUCAUUUGUAUGGUUAUAACUUCCAUUGUUGUACUGUUAUUCUCUCUAGGUUAUUAUUAUUUAGAGAAUCUGAAACAAGAUACAUCUCUUAUUGCUAAGAUCAAUACAGUUUCGACGGAACUGUUCUUUGCUCAAAAGGAAUUAGCGUCUAUCGAAGAGCAGUAUCAGCUAGCAAAUGAAAACUAUAAGAGGCUUGUCUCUGAAACCUCGCAUAAUGAAACAGCCAUUGAAGAUUUGAGGAAAGAACUAGAAGAAAGUAAAGCUGCCAGAGGGAUCCUUGAAGAUGAGAUUAAAAGACUGGAAAAAGAGAUUGAGUCCCUUGUCGAAGAAGGAGAUGAAAUGCACAGGAUGUUGUCCGAAUCAUUUUCUGAAGAGGAAAGGACCAAAUCUCUUCUUUCAAAUAUUUCCGAUUUGAAGGGAGUGCUGUCCGAUAGGUUGCAAGAAAUAGUAUCGUUAACUGAACAGUUAGACAAGGAAAAACAGGAGGUAGAACUUCUGACGAUUAGUUUGAAGAAAUCAGAAGAAAAGCGAGAAACUACCGAGGAUAAACUUACUAAAGUGUUGAUCGAUGCAGAUUCGAAGACUUUGGCUGUGACGAAGGAGUUUGAAGAAAAAAUAACAACAUUGGAAAGGAUUAUCGAAGAGAGAUCCUUGGAACGAACCAACUUCGAGAAACAACUAUGUGAACUCAAGGGAACAUGCGAAUCGCUUACGGUCGAGAAAGAAUUGGCCGAGAAAGAAUUGAAGAAGGCUCAUGGAGUGAGCUCGGGGAAGGCGUUAAGCGAAUGGUUAGAAGCUAAGAGUUUAAGAACAGAACUCUUGACAGUUCAGAAAGAGGCUGAAAAGCUUAACGAAGCUUUGGAAGAAGCCAAAAACCGAGGAGCCCUCCUUGAAGAGAAAGAGAAACAACUACUUAACGAAAUAGAUGAUCUUAAUAAUAAAUAUGAAUCUGCUGAAAAAGAUAAAAUUGAAGCCCUUACAAAACUACAAGUUUUAUCCAAUUACUUCAAAGAAAAGGAAAUACAACUCCAAGAGGAGCUUGGAAUCAAGGAAUCACAAUGGCUUCAAAAGCAAAGCGAGGAUCACACAAUAUAUGAGCAGAUGCGUUCUCUGCGGGAGGAAAACCUGAGUUACAAAGCUCAGAAUGAUGCCCUUAAAAAAGAAAUUAUUGAUCAAGAAGCUUCCUUCAAGAUACAAAUUGCCAAUGAAGAACAAAAAGCUCAAGAAAAUUGGAUCAACCUAAGGCAUACCGAGCGUAGGCUGAAAGAAGUGCAAAUGGAAGCCGCUCACCUCAGGUCCAGGCUUACAGCGGUUGAAGCGAACCCUGAUUCUCUAGAAGAUAAGCAUAAGAGCCUCGAAAUGGUGAAUGGAGAUGUGAGCAUGGGAGCUGCCUCCCCGCCAUUCAUGCUGUACCCGCCCCCUGAUUACAUCCCUCCUCCUCCCCUCGUCUCUCCGACGAGGCCUCCUCCACUCGGCAGGUUAUCCUCCCCACCACUCACCCCUCCCGCUCCGCUCUCCCCUUUUGAAUUCUAUCCGCCACCCCCACCAUCUCCGCCUCCUCCAUUGAGGGUGCAUAAGCCUCAACCCAGGGAGCCUCAUCGCAAGCAGAAAGAUUCACAAUCUUCUAAUCAUUCCUCGGAGUCAACAGAAAAACCGAUCAGAAGAGGAAAAAGAUAGUGAAAAUAUAUUGUGAUUUAUGAGAAAAGUACCAUUUACCUUAGAAUAUGCUUUCACGCUUUUAUCAGUUCGAUAACUGUGUAAUAUUGUACAAAGUGUAUUAUAACUUACUAGUCCUUAAUUGUUUUAUUAUAAAUAAAAUGAAAUGGAGUUUAGGGAAAUCGAUUGUAUUAUCUAAUUGUGAUUUUUGUCUCAAAUAUUUUUUUGAGAUUAAAAAAAAAGAGGAUAUCUUGUUGUUGUCGAGAUAUAAAGGAUAUGUUAUGGCAACAUUAAUCUUUGAUCGUGUAUAGAAAUCUAUUUUAUAUAUUGUUUGUUUGUACUGGUGUAUUUACCGAAGGUCCUAACAGAGUGAAAAAGUAAGAAAAUUAUUGUUAUUUUAUCUUAUAUUCCAUUAUAUAACAGUACAUACCUGGGCACUGAAUAUAUGUUGUUUAUACUCAUAUAUUGGUUUUAAAAUGCUCCUAUUAUUCACAUAAAUGUUUAUUUGUGUUAGCAUAGCAAUAUAUUGUAUUGAUAAUUUUUGCCCAUGUAUUCCCAAGUUCACUUACUAAAAACAUUGGUUGUGUUACUUGUGUGUUUUCUCUAUUACCAAGUAUUCAUUCUUUUUUUCACAAUUUAUUUAUUGGUUUAUUAUUUUUAAUAAUGAACCUUUAUGAAACAUCUCUGAAAAAUACACUUCUUUUUACUCUAUUCAAUAUUUGAGGUACUUUUAAAAUUAGAAAUAAUAUAAUUUGUAAAUCGAAUAAAAAAAUAUCUUUUCCCAGUAUGCGGUUUUUAUCUGAGAUUACUGGGCCAUUUUUUUUUUUUUUUCUGAUUUAGCCCUUAGGCAAUUGGUCACAAGAUGGUUCUCAAAACACAACAUUAUAAUCUACCAUUUUGUUUCAAAAUGGCACCUGUUUAUAGAUUUUAUACAUAUCAUAUUCCAUCCAGUCUUUCUUCAAGACUGUUGAACUAAUUUUUGUUUAGAUUAGGCCAUACUAAGUCCAUUUAUACAGAUACAAAGGAAAAAUUCUUAGUUUUUUGGAAUCAUAAUGCUAAAGCGUGU